CGAAUACGCGGGCUUUAAAGGGCGUCUCCGCAAAAACGACACCCCUCACGGAUCGAACAGACUCACGUUCGUCCUGUCUCUCUCGCGGCGGCGGCGCAUCCCCACCCCCUUCUCCAUCUCCGGCGAGAUUCCGGUCGGAUGGAAGGCGGUAGUGGAUUCGACGGCGCGACCAUGAAGAGGCGGCGGAGCAGCGCGGCGAGGAGGCCGAGGCCGGAGGGCGGCCCUACCGCGAACCAGCGGGACAACACCGCCUCCUCCCCUCCGUCGCCGUCGGCGUCGUCCAGGAGUGGACCGAGGAGGCUUCUGGUGACUUCGGACGAGAACACCGCCGGCCCCGACGGGGGCCAUCGGAGGAGGGAGUUCCUCCUCAAUGCCCCGUCCCCGGAGCGCGCCACCAAGGGGAGCAUCCGGCUGCGUUCCGAGGCCGUGGGCGGUGGAGCCAGGAAGGCGGAGGGUAGCAGCCAUGUUGCUCAGCCUGAGGGGAACCGUGGUUCGACUCCGGCCGGUGGCAAGCCGGGGAAGGUGAAGCUGAAGAUUCGGAACGUGUUGCCGAAACCGAACCCUGAUGCAGUGGAUUCCAGGUCUUUGCCGGCGAAGCCACCUCGGCCAGUAGAUUCACGGCACCAGCAAAAGACCGAAGGCGCAAAAGAUUCUGACAAGUCAUCCUCUUCAAGAGACAAGAAAUCCAGAAAGGAGAGGUUAGUUGAAGAAGCAAUGGUUCAGGAGCAAUCAGCCAAAGUUCAGAGAGAACCGUCUUCAGAUCCUGUCCGGAAGAGUAGGAGGCUUGCUAAGAAAUCUGUAUUGGACAAUGAAAUAGAUGAGGACUAUGAUACAAGUAAUAUUGGAACUCCUGAAGAUUGGGAUGGUAAUGCUCCUGAGCUUAAGAACAAAGGAGGCAGUAGCUCUAAGAAGAAUGCCUCAAAGAAAAUUAAAAUUAAGAGCAAGGCGUACGAGGUUGGCAAUGAGUUUGUUACUUCCCGAUCAAGUAGAGAUGGCAAGAAAAGAUCUAGGGAAUCAGCUGAUGAUGAUAAUACUGAAGAGGAACCGACCUCAGACAGUGAACUUGAUGCUGAAGAUGAGCAAAAAACAGCCACCGAAUCUCCUGUCAAUGUUAGAAGUGAGCCUCUCACGACACGUCGUCGUGCCCUUCAAUCAUGGAUGGAUGGGAGCAGCAGUAGUACUGUUGAGUUCCCUGAUGGUCUACCUCUGGCUCCUUCAAGAAGCAAGAAAGACAAGCUUUCUGAAGAGGAGAUGCUUGCCAAGAAGGCUGAAGCUGCUCAGCGGCGCAGGAUGCAAGUGGAAAAGGCCACUAAAGAAAGCGAGGCUGAAGCUAUAAGGAAAAUAUUGGGCCUGGACUCUGAGAAGAAGAAGGAAGAGAGGAAGCAAAAGGAGCGGGAAGAGAAGGAGCGGGCAACCAGAGCACAAAACAUCGCUGCAAGCUCAAUCCGCUGGGUCAUGGGUCCCACCGGCACAGUUGUGUCAUUCCCACAUGCAGUAGGCCUCCCCAGCAUCUUCGACUCCAAGCCUCACAGCUACCCUCCUCCACGGGAGAAAUGCGCUGGGCCGGAGUGCACGAACGCGUACAAGUACAGGCACUCCAAGCUGAACCUUGCCCUUUGCAGCCUCAAGUGCUACAAGGCUGUGCAAGGAAACGCUUGACAGGACUCUGGAAACAUCAUGGCAAAGAGCGUGUGUGCUUUCGCCGUUGCCCAUGUACGCUGGUAUUUGUGCAUCUGCUCUUGAGUUAGAAAUGAUGCAAUAAGCGUCUGCGUGCGCAUACAUAGUAAUAUAGAAAUGGAUAACUUUAGAAGAUUUUGUACUGAGCUUAUGAUUAGAUCAGUACCGGAUGUUAUCUCACAAUGUCUCUGCUGUUUUUUUCCCCUUUGAGAAAGAAGACGCUAUGUUGUAGAUACUGGACGAAAUUUUGUAAAAUAACUGCGGAAUAAGUUUGUUGUAACUUGUACUAAGUUGUUUCUUCA
Panicum hallii is the source of this 1979-nucleotide messenger RNA. RefSeq names its product DNA ligase 1-like. Gene Ontology annotation, biological process: chromatin remodeling. Bases 139 to 1659 code for a protein of 506 amino acids. Lineage: Eukaryota; Viridiplantae; Streptophyta; Magnoliopsida; Poales; Poaceae. The transcript is spliced from 7 exons. The record is from RefSeq and is a predicted model, not a curated record. Gene Ontology annotation, cellular component: Ino80 complex.